AGCAGUCUCAAAGCGUACGCCGUUAGCGAUAGACACAGCGGGCCUCCCCAACGAAAUUAACGCAGUGUGUGUGUGUGUGUGUCGAACACGUCGGGAGUUGGCGUCGUGCGUUGGCGCUUCUAAUUCUAUUCUACUCUACUAAAUGCAAAUCGAAUGCAGUUAACGUUAAACGAUAUAACGAUACAAUUGUGCACCAUAAAAUAAAGUUUUAAGAUCAAAGCGGCCACUAGGUCAGAAAACGAAGCUACUACAAAUACAAACAAAAGUGUAGAAAGAGUGCUAGCAAAGUUGCGGCUGCCGCGUGUUGCAUAUUUCUCUUUAUCGUCGUCGCUUUUUCGUUUGCCGUCGUCGUGUGUGUGCGUGAAACUUCCGUUCCGGUCGCAUUUAACACGUGAAAUCCAUUGCCGCAAAUUGAGCUAACAACAGCCGCAACGCAACGCAAAGCGAGGCGAGAGGAGGCGAGGCGACGCGACGUGGAGGCGUCUCCAACUCCACAACGACGACAAGAUGGAACAUGUGUAAAUGCUAACGAGCGAGAGACGCAAGCGAAAUUUGAUUGAUUUUGAUUGACAUGGCACUCAGCGAGCGCCACCCAGAAGGCAGUCAAGUGAAGUAGCACCGGAAAAAUUCCGCGGAAAACCGAAAACAGAAAUAAAUAUCAACAUUUUUUUGUAAGCAAUCGCAAAGUACUCAAAAUACUAGCAAUUAACAAUCGAAAGGAAAAUCUUUUCUACAAUAUAUCAGAAACAAAUGAGAAACGAAAGCAAUAUCAAGAAAUAUAUGCUCGUAAAAUUGCAAUAAUAAAACAUAAAAGGAAAGCAAAAAACGUUGAGCUAAGCAACUUUUCUUGAAUUUCAUUCUUAUUUUCCUCAUUGCUGCUGAAGCUCAGUUUUUCAUUGCCAAACAUCAUCCAGAGUUCAGAGUCUGUUUUCCUCUUCUUCUUCGUGUGUGCGUCUUUCUGUCUGUGUAUUUGUGCGCGUGUGUUAGUGUCUGUGUGUGUGUGUGCGUUGGUGCCAUAUAAAAAAGGAUAAAAUAUAUUCCACACGCAUUGAUUUUUUUCCAUGCUCAAAUGUGGCAUCAACAAAGUGGAUCAACAACAACCACAGCAACAACAAAAGAACGCGAAAACCACAUCGAAUAAAAGUUGAACGCAUCGCAGAAACUUUUUUGCACAUUUGGACAUUGGAAUCUCUCCUCUUGCCAUCUCUGUCGCUCCUCUGGAAAAAACAGCAGCCGCAUCGCAUUGAGAGAGACGACGACUGUUGAUUAAACCGAUAAAGACAGCCAACAAAAAAUCUUCCAGAGCCUUUACUCCAACUAUAAUACGAAGCAAUAAGCAUAAAAAAUCUGUACACGUGUCGUAUACGCAAUGUUAAAGAUGCGACUGAGCAAAUACUACGAAGGAGCAGCGAAAAUAAAAUCAGAAGCAGAAGGAAGAAGCAGCGACAACAACAAAUGAAUUGCGUUAUAAUUUCAUUAAGGACAAAAGCCUUUACUAAGAAUGACAAGAACGUGGAACUAAGAAGCAAACAAGAAGGAAAAACGAAGCAGAGAGAAAAAAGUGAAGUAAAGUAAAGUAAAGCCGCAGCGCAGCCCAAAGCAGCCAGCGACAAUAACAAAAGCAUUGCCUACGUUGCUGCCAAGCAAAAAUCAAGCGACUGACAUUUUUAUGAAAUUAAUACAAAAGCCAAAGGCAAGGAGAAGAGCAACAAGACAAGUACAAGGGGAGAGAGAAGAGCAAUGACAGCGUCGACGUGGACACAAUGAUGAGCACUUGCUCUCACUCUUGCUCACUGACAAUAAUGAUGGCCCAGCUGAAGCGGGCAUGGCAGGGCUUUUAUUGCCUGACACUUGAGUAGACGACAGGAGAAAAGGAAAGGGGGAAGCAACAACAUCAUAAUACAGUGACUACUUCGUCUACUCGCGCAUAGAUGUCGCUAAUGCUAUUUGCGUGACGCGGAAGAAGCAGCUGCUAAGACACGCUAAAGACGUCACCUUCACUCACUAAUUUGACAUGCAAACGUGACCAAGUGUCCAACAAAUCUUUUUAACAAAAUACAAAAAAAAAAAAAACAAAAUAUAAAGUAAAGAGGUAAAAAUGCCACGCCCAUUGGAAUUAAUCGUAGCAACUGCUUUGCUGUUGCUGCAGCUGCAACAACUGUUCGCCUGUCCGCCCGAGGUGUGUGUCUGCAAGUGGAAGGGCGGCAAGCAGACGGUCGAAUGCGGUGGCCAACAGUUGGCCGCGCUGCCCGAGGGCAUGGAUCCGGGCACCCAAGUGCUCAACUUUAGCGGCAACGGGUUGCAGGUGCUGCAGAGCGAACGCUUUCUGCGCAUGGAUCUGCUCAAUUUGCAGAAAAUCUACUUGUCGCGCAAUCAACUGAUGCGCAUACACGAAAAGGCCUUUCGCGGUCUCACCAAUCUCGUGGAGCUCGAUCUCAGCGAGAAUUCACUGAGCCUGGUGCCGAGCGAAACGUUUCAGGACUACAGUUCGCUGAUGCGUCUCUCGCUUAGCGGCAAUCCGAUAAGGGAGCUGAAAACGUCCGCCUUUCGGCAUCUCUCAUUUCUAACCACACUCGAGCUGUCCAACUGCCAGGUGGAACGCAUCGAGAACGAGGCUUUCGUGGGCAUGGAUAACCUCGAGUGGCUGCGACUCGAUGGCAAUCGCAUUGCCUUCAUCCAGGGAGCACACAUACUCCCGAAGUCGCUGCACGGCAUCAGUUUGCACAGCAAUCGUUGGAAUUGCGAUUGCCGGCUUCUCGAUGUCUACAGCUGGCUGGUGAGUCACAACAUUCCGCUGGCCGAGGAGCCCAAGUGCAUGGAGCCCGCACGGCUCAAGGGCCAGGCGAUCAAGGGACUGCAGCGCACACAGUUCGCCUGUCUGCCCGAGGUGAGUCCACAGUCCAGCUACACAGAGGUGAGCGAGGGUCGCAACAUGUCCAUCACGUGUCUGGUGCGUGCGAUCCCGGAACCGAAGGUGCUGUGGCUCUUCAAUGGACAGGUGAUGACCAACGACAGUUUGCUCGACAAUCUGCACAUGUACUAUUACAUCGAUGAGAGCGGCGGCAGCGGUGCUGAGGAGAAACGCAGCGAGAUCUUCAUCUAUAAUGUGGGCGCCGAGGAUAAUGGCACGUUCUCCUGUGUGGGACAAAACAUUGCCGGCAACACGUUCAGCAAUUACACGUUGCGUGUGAUCAUCAAGGAGCCGCCGGUGGUUAACGAAGUGUCAUUUCCUCGGGAUUAUAUGAACUACAUUGUGGCGAGCAGCGCUGGCGGUGGCAUCAUCUUUGUGGUGCUCCUCUGCACCAUUGUGGUCAAGUGCAAACGCAGCUCAGAGCCAGCGAAGCGCAAGAAAUGCGAACAGGUCACAAGCAUUGCGGGGGCCACCGAUGCGGGCAGUCAUCAUGGCAACGGUCAGGAUACGGGCAUGAUGAAAUGCGCUUCCAUACUCAACGAUGGCGACAGCUUAAACGGCGGCGCUGGGUUGCUACUCAGCGAGAACUUGACGCCAACCAAGGGCAGCAAUGGUAACGGUAAUGGUAAUGCUUCAGGCGGCGUGGCUAGUGCUGCUGUGGCAGGUGUUGGCGCUGGCGGUGGCCUCAUCUUGGGUGGCCAAAUGAAACAGAAUCUGUUGCUGUAUGCCACGCCCAAUGCGCACUCGCAUCCACACGCCCAUCACGCGCAUCCGCAUGCCCAGCAGCUGCAGCUGAAUGUGAACAUGAUGAAUGCAGCUGCAGCGGCGGCGGCAGCAUCGCCACCUUUGCUGCUGAGCAACGGACUGGCUGCGGCGUAUUGUUCGCCGCCGGCUUCGUUGCGCAACUAUGCGGAGAAGAAUCCGGAUUUGGUCAACGAUGCGGAGAGUGUCAAGCACAAGCUGAAGACGGCAGUCUCGUUGGACGGUGCCGCUGACUAUGAGACCGCCAGCGAUUGCGGGCAGUACGAGGGCUGCUAUCAGUUGACCCCGGCGCCAUCGUCGCAUGCACACACAAUGCUGGGCAUGGGUUCGCGCUUUGCCGCAGCGAUGACAACGCUUCCGCGUGGCAUGCAACUGAAGUCGGUGCUGAGUGCGGCGUCAGCGGCAUCGCAGGCAGCGGCAGCCACAUCACCGCAUCAGGUGGAUGUGCAUUUGAAUCCGGUUUGCUUUUUGGGACAGGAUGGUUAUGCCUACGACUACAGCAGUGCGCAUCUGGUGCAGCAAGUGGCAACCACGCCGCAGCAGCAGCAACAUCCACAGCACCAGCAACAGCAGCAGCAACAACAACAGAAUUUCUAUCGCACCCUGCCACAUAAUCGCGCCCACAAGCAACAGCAGCAGCAACAAUUUGCGGCUGCUGCGGCGGCGGCACAAAAUGCCAGUCUACGCUACAGCCUCGAGGCGGAGUUCAUACAGCGGGCACCUGUCGUUGGCUAUGAGAAAUAUCAGUUGCCCAAUGUGCGUUUCACAGCCGAGGGAUAUCCACAACAACAGCAGCAACAACAGCAGCAGCAACAGCAACAGCAACAGUUGCAGCUGCAGCAGCAAUUCCCAUCGCCACCGGAGGGCUACAAAAGCAGCGAUCCAAUGCCAAUGCCAGCCUUCCAGCAGUGGCCCAGCUGUCUGCCCGGUUAUCACGCGCAGCCUCUGCGCUACGGCAUCGCGCAGUCGCCGCAGCCGCAGUCGACGCAGCAGGCAGCAAGUGCCACAGCAACGCCAUCAGCACCCACGCUGAUAGAGAACAACAGCGGCAGCAAUCAGAAUAGCAACAGCAACAGUAACAGCAACAACAAUGCCACAAUACCCGAGCUCGAUGAGAGCGAAGCAUCGCCAAGUGGCUCGAAUGCGGCGAUGGCAGAUGAGCAAGCAGCUGUCAGCAGCAACAACAGCAACUCGAACCCCAACGAGUCCAGCGACACGUCCAAGCUGAAGCAACUGAAUGGACCGCUAGCCGAUAGUCCCGAUGAGGGAUAUGUGGGCGAGGCGCCCGAGACGAGCGAUAUUUGACAACGCGGCGUCGCCGCCAGCCAGGACGCUGCCUUAGAUGAUUCAGUGGCUCUGUAAAUAGCCAAGCUGAUGACACGCACACUCACCAAACACACACACACACACCAAACACACUCAACACAUACUCGUAAAUAUAUGUAUACUUUCAGUUUGAUAUCUUUUGUUUCAGUUGCCCACAACACACAAAAAAGAAGUGGCAACAACACCACAAAAAAAAGAAAGCACAAAAAAAAGGAAAACAAAACACGAAAAACAGUCAAACAAAAGAAAGGAACGCAAACCCCAAACUCUCAACUAGAUUCGAAGUCCCAGCAAACAGAGUUCAAGUCAACGAAUAAGGAAUGCCCUUGAAUUUAUUUUUCAAUUUCAUAAUUAUUAAUAAGUUGUUUGCUAAAUCUAUUUUUAGAAGAAAUUUUUAAUCAUCAGCCAUAUUUGUUUAAGAUUUAUUUUUAAUUUCAUCUCAUCAUCUAAGUCUGCGAGUUUAUCUUUAGCAAUUUGAAAAGUUACCUAAUAAGCUGCUUGCUGUCAUUAUUAAAGUUAAAUUUUUGUCAGCAAUUUUAGCAGAUAUUUUUGAUACUCUAGCAUAAAUAAAUUUGCU
This is a messenger RNA of Drosophila albomicans, 5576 nucleotides long. RefSeq lists its product as uncharacterized. Bases 2099 to 4978 code for a protein of 959 amino acids. Gene Ontology annotation, molecular function: protein binding. The transcript has 4 exons. The record is from RefSeq and is a predicted model, not a curated record. Lineage: Eukaryota; Metazoa; Arthropoda; Insecta; Diptera; Drosophilidae.